ACUUCUGGGUCACGUGACCCUACAUCCGCUCGGUCUGUGACUGACUGUUGCUGUCCGGCAACUAUGACAACGAACUUUGAGAAGUUGGAUCAAUGGCUUCAAUGAAGAAGAGGUUUUCCUCCGCCGCGGUGCGGCACAAGUCUCUGACAUGCUCCGUCCAGCUGGACAUUCAGACGGUCACGUGUCCAGGAGUGCUCCUGACCAAAACCAACGACAUCUACCUCAGUGUUUGUGUCAUGGGCCAGUACAGGAAGACCCCCUGUUUGCCGCCUGUGUUCCCUUUACUCUUCCACCAUAAAAUGUAUUUCGUCAAGACUUUCCCUGAUGUUGUUGACCCUGCUGAUGUAGCUGACCUCCUGGAAGCUGACACAACAUCUUUUGAGCUGAUUCAGUCGGUGCCUCCAGAGGGUGAAGUCCUUGCCACAAUGGAGGACAGCAGCAGAGAUUUCCUGUACCCUGGUCCCAGACUGGGUUCCAGAGAAGGAGCUGUAGAGAGAGACCUACUGAUGAAGAGAUCACCCUCCUUUCCUGGAAUCUCCCCCAAAGUGGAGUUUGCCACGACAUCAGUCAUAGAAGAGAGUGAUGGGAGAGACAGCUUCCCUGCCUCACCUACUUGCUGUCUUUCUCCAGUGAGGCCAUCUUUAACCCCAUCCAGACAGAGUUCAGCAAAAAAGUCCUCGCCAUCUGGUGUGAAUGUUUCCAAAUUGGAUGAUGCAAAACGUGUCUCCUGGAAAGGUGGGAAGGAAAGGUUCAAAGUUGAGGCUAGAAUUACAAACUCUGGCCCGUCCUCAACACCCACAUCUGGCCGAAGUCUCCAGAAAGACAAGACGGAAAGAAAACCCGCUUCUCCAGGAGUUGUAGUGGAGGCUGGCUACCAGCAGCCCACCGUGACCUCGAGGACACGUGCCUUGUCCCCUUACACCCACCGCAAGAUGUGCCAGCUUUCAGAGGACACCAGGCAAAGGCUCGCCCACCUCCAGCUGGGCCCUCACCACUUCAGGAAGGAGUCCGAGAGCCAGCCGCCCUUCCUGGUCCCUCGUUGCAGUCGUGCCUCUGUGAGGGGAAGUCCUUCCUUUGCUGAUGGUCGUAUCCAUCGACGGUCCGUCAGCUUCACAGCUGAUCACACAGAUUCUUCUCUCCAAGGGAGUUGCAGACCAAGAGCAGCCACAGUGCAGUCAGGAUCUGUGAGGGCCCCGUUGUCUCCAGAGACGCAGUCCAGACUUGAGGCCGGGACCAGAAGCCCUGCGAGAAGUGCCGCCUUCGCUCGGUCCACACCGACUGUGUCAAACUCCAGAAGGCCUCUGAAUCUGAGCCACUCCCUCAGAGAAAGGCUCCAGACCAGUCAGCCCAGUCCCUCCUACUGGGAGAUCCACAGCAGAGUGGAGAGUAUUCUGCAGACACACAAAACCACCUAGGACCGCCGACCUUUCACUUCCUAAACCUGCUGAUUCUUAACGUAACAACUCUAUCAGUCAGUGAGUCAAGACAUCUCACACACUCACAGAUGCGUCUUCGUUUAUCUCCCCUUGACGUUCAGUUAAAAUUCAAACCCUCCAAAGCACCUGCUGCGCUGCACUUGUCUUUGUUUCUCUCUCUGAAAAGGAAGUCAAUUAGCAGGGGUUACAUUUAAAAGCAUAGCAGCACUGCUUUCCAACCACCCAUCAGCUGGGUACGUUUUAUUUAAACAUUCCAAAGGUAAAACCAAACAAAGACAUUGUCAAAUUUCUCUAAAGGUGUGGGUGUGUGUGUGCGCGCGGUGAAUGUAAGCUGCAGCUGUUACAGCAGCUACAAGAGACUGAAGAAGAGGAAUAAGAGUUCUCCUGAAUGGAAGAGAAGCAGACACAAAGAAAUGUAGCCUCAUCAUAAAUUGAGAUUCAUAGUGAACAUUGAAAGUGUUUAUCUGCUCUUCAUAAUGAACGUGUCACCACGUGAGUUUGAUUCAUUCAUCAGUGCUAAUAAAUGCCGCAUUAUGUGCCGUUUUCACCAACACCACCUGUAAACCCGCAGAGUAUUCAAAUCUGAAGGAUACUGAACAUUCUGCAGGAGGGAAUAGGCAACAGUAAAUCAGUUUUGGGCUUUCUUUGAAGCAGUACAUUAUGUUAACGUGCAGCCAGGAUCUAAACAAUGGUAGAACGAAAUCCUUUUGACUAUGAAUCUGUAAGUUUGUUUAUAACAGGCCCAUAUGGAAAUAUUCCAUUUUAAAUAUGACAGUAUUACAUUGCAAGUUAGAUCAAUUGAGUUAGUUUUAUUAGCAGUAGUGAUGCAUUUUCAUACAUUGAAAUGGUUGUGAUGGACCAUCUAGCUACUAAAGGUAAAGUAAUCCCAAAAAAAAAAAAAAGAUCCAGCCCAGCAAACUAUUUUCCUCUGAAAGUAGCGAGCAGCAUGAGCUCCAAGAAUUUAAGACAUCAAAAAUGUUUUGAAGUUUACCAUCCCUGCUUUUAAUAGUUAAUUCACAUUAGGUCAUGUGUGAAUGUGCUGCUCUCCCUUUGUGGGACCAUGACCGUCAGCGUGCUGCUUAUAGUUCAGCCAAAUUGUGUCCGGCAUAUUAUGCUUUUCUUAAGGGUUUGCCUUGCUUUAGUAAUUUAUUUCAAGGACAUGUUUCUUUUUUGCAUAAUUACCAAAAAAAACCUAACAAAAACAGAGCCAUAGAUUUUUUGGGAUGUGUUGUAACCUCAAUAUAUAUUUAAAUUAUCACCCGACAGUUUGUUUUGCUCAUUAAUGGUGAUUUUUUUGAUUUUUUAUAAUCAUACAAGACAUGUUACAUGCCUAUUUUUUUUUUAGGAUAGUUGAUUAUACAAAAACCUUUACAAACAUUGGUGCCAGUCAUCAAAAGAAUAAUAUUUUAAUGUUCAUAUGAUGCACAUAUAUUUAGAAGACUAUGAUUACUCUGCAGCAGAAUGGAAUAAUAAGUU
Molecule: messenger RNA, 2912 nt
Organism: Cyclopterus lumpus (lumpfish)
Lineage: Eukaryota; Metazoa; Chordata; Actinopteri; Perciformes; Cyclopteridae
Gene: spata6
Product: spermatogenesis associated 6
Exons: 11
Coding region: 93-1415 (440 amino acids)
Biological process (GO): spermatogenesis
Molecular function (GO): myosin light chain binding
Source: RefSeq, a predicted model, not a curated record